CUGAUUCCAUCAUCACACUGAAAGCUGCAAAGAUCUGCCUUCGGAGCAGGAAAGGCUACAGCCCAGCAUCGGCUGUCAAUAGCACCUUGUGUAACUUGUUAAAACAGGUCGAACACCAUGGCUGGUAUUUUGGUAUGGUUUUGGAACGAAAGAUUUUGGCUCCCUCAUAAUGUAACCUGGGCUGACUUAAAAAACACAGACGAGUUAACCUUCCCGCAAGCUGAGGACCUGUAUCUGGCAUGCCCUUUAGCAUUCUGCAUCUUCAUGAUCCGGCUGGUAUUUGAAAGGUUUAUUGCGAGACCAUGUGCCCUGGGAAUGAAAAUCCAAGCCAACGGACCACAGAAGGCUCAGCCCAAUGCCAUCCUGGAGAAGGUCUUCACUGCCAUCACCAAGCACCCAGAUGAGAAGAGGUUAGAAGGGCUGUCUAAGCAGCUGGACUGGAACGUGCAGACCAUUCAGCGCUGGUUCCGGCAGCGGCGCAACCAGGAGAAGCCCAGCACCCUGGCCCGCUUCUGCGAGAGCAUGUGGAGAUUCACAUUUUACCUCUACAUAUUCACCUAUGGAGUCCGCUUUCUUAAAAAGGCCCCAUGGCUGUGGAACACUAGAGAGUGCUGGUACAACUACCCGUAUCAGGCUCUCACGGUAGACCUACACUACUACUAUACUCUGCAGCUCUCCUUCUACCUGUCCCUGCUCUUCUCACAGUUUACAGACAUCAGGAGAAAGGAUUUCCUGCUCAUGUUCAUGCACCACCUGGCCACCAUUGCUCUCAUCACCUUCUCCUAUGUCAACAACAUGGUGCGGGUUGGCACCCUGGUCAUGUGUCUCCACGAUGCCUCAGACGUGCUCCUGGAGGCAGCUAAAAUGGCCAAUUAUGCCAAAUGUCAGAAGCUCUGCAACCUGCUAUUUGUCAUGUUUGCUUUGGUCUUCAUGAGUUCCAGGCUCGGCAUAUUCCCUGUCUGGGUUCUGAACAGCACGCUGUUUGAGAGCUGGGAGAUUGUGGGUCCGUUCCCAUCCUGGUGGCUCUUCAACCUGCUGCUGCUGCUGCUGCAGGCGCUGCAUACCUUCUGGUCCUACCUCAUAGUGAGGAUUGCCUGCAGAGCCAUCUCCAGGGGCAAGGCUGGGAAAUGGAAUCCUUUACAUGUGUCAAAGGAUGACCGCAGCGACAUCGAGUCCAGCUCGGACGAGGAUGAAGCGGCACCACCUCCAUCCCACAAGCACCACAGCAACUCCUCGAAUGGCACCAACGGAGCCCACGGCACCAACGGGUACCUGUCGGGCACGCCCUGCCACGAAGACCACUGACCCACCCACAGUCAGACACUCAUAGGCACUGGAGCAGGAGCCCUCGGGCCCCAGCAGUGCUCCUGAUAACCUUUGCGUGUGAAUACAUGAACAACAUUGCCCGUCUGGUACUGGAAGCUCUUCAUAAAGAUAUGUGAAUGCAGUUUGUUUGUUUGUUUGUUUGUUUGUUUGUUUGUUUGUUUGUUUGCUAUGGUUUAAUUUUGUUUUGCUCUCUUCUCCUUUAUCUGCUCUCCUUUAUCUGCAUUCUUGUGCACCUGAUUAUAGCGGUGGGAUUUUAAAAAAAAAUCAUUGCACAAUCAUUGCACUAUUGUUGGUAUCGCCCACUUUUUCAUUAGCCAGCGAAUGAAAGCAUUCCACUUUUAUCAUACGAAGCAUGCUGCUGUGUAGUGUGGAAUUAUGGGAAGAAGUUUAUCUUGCGUCAGUGUCUUUGUAUUUAUUUAUUUUUAUAUAUGUGUAUUUUUAUAUAUGUGUAUAUACUGU
Alosa alosa (allis shad) is the source of this 1785-nucleotide messenger RNA. RefSeq names its product ceramide synthase 6 (gene cers6). Gene Ontology annotation, molecular function: sphingosine N-acyltransferase activity; DNA binding. The record is from RefSeq and is a predicted model, not a curated record. Gene Ontology annotation, biological process: ceramide biosynthetic process. Lineage: Eukaryota; Metazoa; Chordata; Actinopteri; Clupeiformes; Clupeidae. Gene Ontology annotation, cellular component: membrane. The transcript has 11 exons. Bases 118 to 1305 code for a protein of 395 amino acids.